This is a messenger RNA of Daphnia carinata, 825 nucleotides long. Its product is annotated as poly(U)-binding-splicing factor PUF60-like. The coding region runs from base 109 to 810 and encodes 233 amino acids. The record is from RefSeq and is a predicted model, not a curated record. Gene Ontology annotation, biological process: mRNA splice site recognition; regulation of alternative mRNA splicing, via spliceosome; alternative mRNA splicing, via spliceosome. Gene Ontology annotation, molecular function: RNA binding. NCBI's taxonomy places the organism in Eukaryota, Metazoa, Arthropoda, Branchiopoda, Diplostraca, Daphniidae. Gene Ontology annotation, cellular component: precatalytic spliceosome; catalytic step 2 spliceosome. The transcript is spliced from 7 exons.
CGGUGUCGUUAGUCGAUAGUCGUGACAACAAUAUAGGUGUUUUUACAAGUCUUCUUCAGUUAUAAAUAUAUUCUUCGUUUGUCCUUAGCUAAAACAUCAGACCUGAAAAUGCCUCAUAAACACAAAAAGGCUAAAUUGGAUUUAGGCGCCAAGCAAUCGCAAUCUGCUCCAGAUAGUGAAGUUAAAACCACUCCAGAGCUUCAAGAGGUCACUGAGACACAAAUCCGAAUCCCACACGAUGAGGGCCUCCCAGUCCAGGCUAUUUUUAGAAGGUUGCAUGUUAGUGGAUUCAAAGGUAUAUCGAGUGAAAAAGAAAUUCGGCAGAUUUUUCGUCCAUUUGGCCAUAUUGAAACAAUUGAUCUGCUGUUCAAUCGAUUUGCCUACGUUCAGUUUGAACUCGUUGAUGCCGCGCAACUGGCUAUGAAACAGUUGAAUGGCAUAGUGGCUGAAGUAGGAAAACUAGCGGUGCAGUGGGCACACAAUGAUGUACAUUUAGAGCCAGCUCUUAAUCGGAUGAUCCAAGCAUCGAAGCAGUGGAAUGGUAUUUACAUCGCCUCAGUGGAUCCUGAUAAAACAGAAGCAGAUUUACGAAGUGUUUUUGUUGCAUUUGGCACGAUUAGAUUCUGUCAGUUAUAUCGGGGUUCCAAUCCAGAGAAUGUCGAGGGAUACGCUUUCGUAGAAUAUAAUUCCAGCAACUCAGCGCAUGAUGCCAUCGCCGCAAUGAACAAUGCAAUAUUUGGAAAAUUCAACCUGCGAAUCGGUCAUGCCAUAACCCGUCCAUAUGCACCCAAGGUAAAAAUAUAUUUUUAGGGAACAACAUUCACC